This is a messenger RNA of Medioppia subpectinata, 910 nucleotides long. The record is from the annotation of a GenBank genome assembly. Lineage: Eukaryota; Metazoa; Arthropoda; Arachnida; Sarcoptiformes; Oppiidae.
UGAAGAGCCCUUUUCCAAACACGCGUUGACAGCACAACACGUUUGCAAUUAAUUGACCGAUAAUUUGGUGUUUAAUUAAAUCGGCGUUUGAUUUGCACUUAACUUUUGGACACUUUUUUAUUUCGUGGACACCAUAACUGAACGCGUGAGACAUGUCUUCAUCUGCGGUACAAAACUUGGAAGCGUUGGCCAAAGAGUCGGUUUGGGACGAGAAGUACAGAUACGCCGACGCGGAGAGGGAUUACUUCUCACAAAGUGUGAGACAAUCACAGGAUGUGAUGACACAAUCGAGAGCACAGCCGACAGAUCAAACGGUCAAUGAAUUGAGUUCUUUGGUAUCGAAGUUAGAGUUGAGAGUGAUUUCAUUGGAGGGCUCAUCGAAGCCGAGUGCAGCCAAAACAGCCGCUCCGGCGCCCAAACCUGCUGUCAAUAACACCAAAAAGGAAGACAACGACGACUCAGACGUCGAUCUGUUUGGUUCCGAUGAGGACGAAGAGGCCGAUGAGGUCCGCAAGAAGAGACUCGAAGAUUACGCCAACAAAAAGGCUAAAAAGCCCGGAGUUGUUGCGAAGUCUAGCGUUGUGUUGGAUGUGAAGCCAUGGGAUGACGAGACAGAUAUGAAACAAAUGGAAGUGAAUGUUCGCAAAAUCGAAAUGGACGGACUCGUAUGGGGCGCCUCCAAAUUAGUGCCUCUCGCGUAUGGAAUCCAAAAGUUACAGAUUGUGAUUGUCAUCGAAGACGAUAAGGUGUCCGUCGAAGAACUCACCGAAAAGCUCGAAGCGCUCGAAGACUUUGUCCAGAGUGUAGACAUCGCGGCGUUCAAUAAGAUUUAAAUAAUCGGUUUAAUUAAAGGUUUUAGACAUUUAUUAAUAAUAAAAUGAAUUGAAGUUUUUAAUUAGUAAUCAAUUAA